Neurospora crassa OR74A is the source of this 1909-nucleotide messenger RNA. RefSeq lists its product as hypothetical. Lineage: Eukaryota; Fungi; Ascomycota; Sordariomycetes; Sordariales; Sordariaceae. The transcript is spliced from 2 exons. Bases 611 to 1390 code for a protein of 259 amino acids. The record is from RefSeq and is a predicted model, not a curated record.
AGAAGCUACAAACGGCUUCAUCUUCCAACCCCUCCCCGGCUCUCCAUCGUGAUUCAGAGAAUCAGCUAACCUAGGUACCUAAUCUUAGCCGAGACCCGAGUUGUUCGUACACCGAGUUCCUUACCUGCUGACUCGUUGGAGGCUCAAUGGCUUGGCUUGGUGUGUGUGGGGAGAUGAAAUUGAGGCACUGGACCUUGAUGGCUGUGGAAUGAGGGGAGGGGAAGGAGGGCUUGAGAUGACUUGUGCAGAGGCAGGUUAUGACCCGAUGGGGCAGUGGCAUCGGCCAAGGCCAAAGGCAAGAGCGUCAGGAUAAAGAGGGUCUAUAUAAGACCCUUACCAUGUCUGCCUCGAUGUUGUCAUUUCCUGUCACAAUCCAAACAUCGCCCUCAUCGGACCGAUCAACUAGCUACCAGACUCCAGAGACCGCACGGUUUCAGACAUUGUUGUCUCACUUUCCAAUCUUCCGAGUUUGCGGCAACUUCCUAUACAUUCAUAUUUCCUCAGCUUGUCCCACAAAGCCCACCACCGGUCCGGGCCAAAACAUACCUUACCAACUUCCAUCAAAACCUUCCUGCGAUACAUCUUGUCAGUGUCACACAAGUCACAAGCAAUGAUUGUCACCCAAGUCCUCCUCCUGGUCGGCAUGGCCUUGAGCGCCACAACCGUCACCGCCGACCCCGUCAUCAAAACCUGCCAAAAUAUCAAGUGUGCCGUCCGAUGCCAGAUGGUCAAUGGCCACCCUACCUGCGUGGAUGGUGGCCCUCCCACAGCUGUCACAGCCGCCUCUGAGGAACUCGUCAACGACAACAGAACCUCCGUCGUCACAGGCGAGAAGUGCGGUAUCACAACCUGCCCCACCGGACAAACCUGCUGCAACGCCUCCUGCGGCCUCUGCGUCUCUCCAGGCAUGGCAUGCACUCAACAACUCUGCGAGCCCGCCGGCGUGCAAUGUGGCCCCAACGUUUGCUCCGGAGAUACACCUGUCUGCUGCAAUAAGAGCUGUGGAAUCUGCACCGCUCCGCGUGGAUUCUGUACGCAGCAGUUUUGCGAACGCGGGUUUACCCCCAGCGAGAGCAAGAGGAACGAGGAGGCCGAUAAGAUCAAGUUGGGAAACCAAAAGUGCGGAAAGGCGACUUGCCCUGAAGGAAUGAGCUGCUGUAACUCUAGCUGUGGCAUCUGUGUGAAGCCAGGAGGUGUGUGCACUCAGCAGUUUUGCGAACACGGUUUUAUUUCUGGCGAGAGCAAGAGAGAAGAGGAGACUGAGGAGAUCAAGUCGGGGAACGAAACUUGCGGGAAGGUGACUUGCCCUGAGGGGACGAGCUGCUGUAACGCUAGCUGUGGAAUCUGUGUGAAGCCGGGAGAUGGGUGCACUAAGCAGUUUUGCACCUAGUGCGGAUGCUCAGACUGUUGAGGAUGCUUGAAGGGGUUGAAGGGCGUGGUGGCGGUAUGAUGACAUAGGAUAACAGGGAGUAGUGGAGGUGGCUGGCCGGGCUGAUUCGAGGUGAGAGGCUGCUGGCUACCGAGCGGGAGGGUUAUGGUUGGUACGGGUAUCUCGCGUUGGAAUGGGUGAAGAUGUCCGGUAGGAAUGGCGGAUGACCGGCAUCCAGGAGGUUGAAAAAGACGGUGGAGGGUGGAGAGGGUUUGAUGAUUUCAUUCCAUUGGGUUGGGUUUUGUCUGAUGUGUCCUUGUUGGGGGCACAAUGGGAGUAUAAGGGAUGAUCACGGUGGUUAUGGGACAGGGAAUCACCACACAUACUCGAUUUUUGGGAGGUUUCUUUAGAUAAUUUUCGAUUGCUUCAUCCUCUGUGUAGUUGGAGGUGAUGCUCUUUGUCGGUAUUGCGUUUCAGUUGGAAGCCAUUCGACCUUCUUGUUGGUGUGUUCUUUCCUUCAAUAUACAUGUUCUUAUGCGG